Messenger RNA from Triplophysa rosa, 4076 nucleotides. RefSeq names its product upstream binding protein 1 (gene ubp1). Gene Ontology annotation, cellular component: nucleus. The record is from RefSeq and is a predicted model, not a curated record. The coding region runs from base 714 to 2351 and encodes 545 amino acids. Gene Ontology annotation, molecular function: RNA polymerase II cis-regulatory region sequence-specific DNA binding; DNA-binding transcription activator activity, RNA polymerase II-specific. The transcript has 16 exons. Lineage: Eukaryota; Metazoa; Chordata; Actinopteri; Cypriniformes; Nemacheilidae. Gene Ontology annotation, biological process: regulation of transcription by RNA polymerase II.
AUCUAACGAUUGGGGUUUGCAAUUUGCAUUGUGGUAGACAGAGGGCUGUGUCGAUGUUUUGUGAUCUUUGGCCCCUUAUUAAAUUCCUGAAGUGUCAGCCUAACCACGCACUCGGCACGAUGAAAUCGGGCGAGCGCUUUCGGAGGACAGCGUACAGAAAAACAGGGUACCGUGUUUAGGAUUACCACAGCAGCCGAGAGAUCAAAGCGAGCGAGGUCUGCCAGCCCAACUCGGGCGGACGUUGCGUGUGAAUGCGGUGACUGUCAACAGCGUCAUCCCACCCUGCUUUUAUAUAAUGGAAGAUUACGUACAGAUAUGAUGUGCUAAUACAGAACGGCGCGUAAGACGCAAGGUUCCCCCGGAAUAAAGAUAAACGUCUGCUAGGAAGUUGGAGACAGAAAUAAUUCCGUGUUGAUGACCACAAAGGCGAGGCUCGAGUUUACUUCACGACGAGCUCAUCCCGAGACGGACAUUUCUCGCCUGUGUUCCUGUGAAACUGAAGCAAUGGCGAGGCACACGGCAGUCCGGGCUCGAGUCAUUUGUCUUGCUUUCAUCAGUUAGCCUUCCGUGGGUGGCCACCUAACCCACAUCUAGUAGGACUAGCAGACUCCUGCAGUCUGUCAGCUGCAACGCGAGCUCCGCGCAGGUGGUGUCGGUACGAGGUGAAGCUGGCGGCCCUUCGGUUAGAGUCGGAGGAGAAGGAUCUGGGCGCCAUGGCGUGGGUGCUGAAGAUGGACGAUGCUACCAUCGAGUCUGGUCUUGUGCACGACUUUGAUGCCAGUUUAUCUGGCAUCGGCCAGGAGCUCGGGGCUGGCGCGUACAGCAUGAGUGAUGUGUUGGCCCUGCCCAUCUUUAAGCAGGAAGAUGUUAGUGUUCCUGUGGAGUCCGACACCAAGAAUCCUCCGUUUCAGUAUGUGCUGUGUGCCGCCACGUCCCCCGCUGUUAAACUGCAUGAGGAGACGCUUACCUACCUAAACCAAGGCCAGUCUUAUGAGAUCCGGUUGCUUGAUAACAGGAAAAAAGGGGAGAUGCCAGAACUUAAUAACAAGACUGUGAAGAGUAUAGUUAGGGUGGUUUUCCAUGACCGAAGGCUUCAGUACAUGGAGCACCAGCAGCUGGAGGGCUGGAGAUGGAAUCGGCCCGGCGACCGCCUCCUUGACAUCGAUAUCCCUAUGUCGGUUGGCAUCACUGAGCCCUUCACACACGCCUCCCAGCUAAAUGCUGCAGAGUUCCUGUGGGAUGUCUCGAAGAGAGCGUCUGUGUUUGUGCAGGUUCACUGCAUCAGUACAGAGUUCACCCCGCGGAAACACGGCGGAGAAAAAGGAGUUCCGUUUCGUAUCCAGAUCGACACCUUUAAACAGGAUGAAAGCGGAGAGUACACGGAGCACCUGCACUCGGGCAGCUGCCAGAUCAAAGUCUUUAAGCCAAAGGGUGCCGACAGAAAACAGAAAACUGACAGAGAGAAGAUGGAAAAGCGGAAUGCACAAGAUAAAGAGAAAUAUCAGCCUUCUUAUGACACCACCAUUUUGUCAGAGACUCGAUUAGAGCCUGUGAUCGAGGAGGCUGUGGAACAAGAGCUGAAGAAAUCGAGCAAGCGGACACUUCCUGCAGACUGCGGAGAUUCCAUCGCCAAAAGCAAGAGAGGAAGUUGUUCCCCGUGGCCGGAUAGUCCAUACGUCAAUCCAAAUACAGCAGCCGCUCCAACCUUCACCUCCAGCACACACACCUGCAGUACGAGCACCACGAGACCGGACAGCGAGUCAUCAUCACCUACCCACCAGGUGGACCCGGGUAGCAUCAUGUCUACGGAGUCUCUGAGUCCCACAGCGUCUAUACAGGAGACACAGAAGUGGCUCCUUAAGAAUAGAUUUAACUCAUACAGUCGCAUGUUCACUCAUUUCUCAGGUUCUGAUCUACUGAAGUUAACUCGUGAAGAUUUAGUCCAAAUAUGUGGUGCAGCUGAUGGAAUCCGACUCUAUAAUGCACUAAAAUCAAGAGCGGUGCAUCCCAGACUUACGGUCUAUGUCUCUAUGGAGGCUUCACCAAACGACAGCCCUCUUUCGGAGAAGCAUGGUCACAGCAAAAAAGGAGAUCAUGGCAGCCCCACAUCCAUACAUGUUUACCACGCUCUUUACCUUGAGGAGAUGACCGCAUGUGAGCUUACCAGGAAAAUCUCCAGCGUUUUGGCUUUGCCACUGUCCCAAAUUAACCAAGUCUAUAAGCAAGGACCUACAGGAAUACACAUACUACUCAGAGACCAGAUGGUUUAUAACCUCCUUGAUGAGAGCAGUUUCAUUGUCAGUACAAUACAAGAUGACACAAGUGAUGGAUUUCACCUCGUCCUGAAGUAAACAUAACGGAAAGACGUAACGCAGAGAACGUGAUGACAACAUCAGGCUCCAUACUGCCACUAUUGAGCAUUGAACAUGUUCCCUCCAUCCUUCUCUCUCUUCGUUUCUUAAUCUCUCUCUCGUUCUUCACGUUUCAGACGUUGGAGAUGGAGAGAGAGAGAGCUGGGCUUGGGCAGGGCCUCCUAACUGUUAGAAUCUGACUUCAGUGUGCAAAUUGUUUCAUAUUGAAAACACUUAAACUGAUGCCAGUGUGUGUGUAAGCGGUGGGCUAUGUAUAGUAAAGUAUGUGUGUGCUUCUAAAAGGUUGAUUUGAGAGGGCUGGAGGUGGCCAGAAACCACGACGGAAGCGGAGAUUCGUGACCACUAUUACUUCAGCAUGGUUUUUGUGGAAGGUUCCGAGUGUAUGACUGACAUGGCUGAACCUCGCUCAGACUCCUCACGUUGCAAGUUGUGAACAUACAGUACUUACUUGAGUUUGUUCGCCUUUGUCUGUGUCCUGUCAAUGUUGCCCAUUUGGACUGGCCUGCAUAUAGCCUGAUUGUCACCAUUGCACCCAUUUGUUAGAUAUAUAAUGAAAUGUGGGGAAAUAUGUCCUGACUGAGGCAUGCGCAGGACGUCAUGAUGUCUGUCUGGAUGAACUGAUUUCCUUAAGUUUUAAGUAUGAUGCCCUGCAGCUAUUCUGAGGCUGUUGGACUAAGUUUAGGCUGUGUCCUACGCGUACAGAUGGUAUUGUCAGUGCUGAUAUUGUUUUCUUAUUCCUCUAUUAAGACCAAUUUUGCUUUGUGCUAUUAUAACUGUUGACUAGAUUCUGUUCAAACUACAGUUUCUUGAAAUCUUAGCGUUUACACUUUGUAAGUCAGGUGGAUGAGUAUGGACUCCACUUUUAUGAUUCAACAGUGGGAGUCUAUGAUUUUUUAGAUUGUGAUUCUUGUGCAUGUUGUCUGUGCCUGGUAACUGUUGCCCGCCCUCUAUAGUAGCUCCUGGCACAGAUUAUAACACACAUUAAUGAUAUGAGAAGCAAGCACAAUCACAAAACUCCAUAAAUUUCCCAAAAUGCCUUUGCUUUCUUUUAUCUUAUGUUUCUGGUCGGAUGAUAAUACAUUUGACUGGUCCAUGGCCCAGUUUUUACCGCCAUGUCCAGUUAUCUCAUACCCAUUAUACAGUCAUUCAGGGCAUUGUCUCUGUUUUUUUUCUAUUAUUUGUUUCUUUCUCCUUGAAGAGAGACUGCCUUAGUAGGUCAUCUCAGUAGUAUGUAUUGGGCAGCUGUGCUUUGGCAUGUACUGUGCUUAUUUUUGCCCCUUUAUAGAGGAGAAUGGCUGUAAGAAUGUUGACUCCUUUUAAUUCUUAAAAAAAGGAACGACCAAGUCUGCACUGAACUGAAUCCACAACAAACGUCACGCCGUUGGAUACCUUGCUGUUGUCAGAAGCUCACUUCGAAUUUUGGUGUACACAAAGUUUCCAGGUGAAGAUAUGAGCAACGUAUAAAUACACAACGAGGUGGUGUUUUCUUCCUCGAUCGAAUGCUCUGGAUCACAUGGACUGUCCUCUGCAUUUCUGUGAUACGAGUCAUGGUGCCCCCACGUCACUGUCUAAAGAAGCCCCUCUUCCAUAGGGGGUGCUGAGAUGUACACAAUUAAUGCCUGUACCAGAUAUAAAAUAAUUUUCAUAUAACGUGUUUGGAGUGUUUGAUAUAAAUGGAAAUAAGUGACUUCUAAUAUGUGUACA